Molecule: messenger RNA, 657 nt
Organism: Aureobasidium vineae
Lineage: Eukaryota; Fungi; Ascomycota; Dothideomycetes; Dothideales; Saccotheciaceae
Source: the annotation of a GenBank genome assembly
AUGAAUGUAUCGGGGACAUUGAGCUUCUUCAGGCUCUUCAGAGACCCUUCUCUAUGCUUGCCUCAUCAUACUGUCUCCACCUUCAACCAUCUACCAAUUCCCNUUUCUCGUGCUUUUAACAAAGCAGAUGGUGAGAAGAAGGUAGACAUUAGGGCCGUUGUGCUUGACAAAGACAACUGUUUUGCUGUACCAAAGGAAAAUGAGGUCUACAAGGCUUAUAAGGUAAGCUACCGUUUUGUGAAGNAACGCUUCGAAGAACUCCGCAAAGCAUAUCCUGGAUCUCGGUUGCUAAUAGUAUCAAACUCUGCUGGAACCCUAUCAGAUCCUACUGGAGCAGAAGCAGAUCUCUUGGAGAAGAAUACUGGAGUCAAAGUUCUUAGGCACAACACAAAGAAACCUGGCUGCCAUCCUGAUGUACUGUCCUAUCUCCGUGAUGCACCAGACACAGGAGUCACGCACCCGUCUCAAAUCGCUAUUGUAGGAGACAGGCUCUUCACCGAUGUGAUGAUGGCAAACAUGAUGGGCUCAUACGGCUUCUGGAUCAAAGACGGUGUCGUAGAAGAAAAAGGACUCUUCGUGAAACUCGAGAGAAGUCUUGCAGGCUUCCUCACUCGCCGUGGCUACGUUCCGCCAUCCNCCCAAAACCAGUUUGAGUAG